Messenger RNA from Fusarium odoratissimum NRRL 54006, 1070 nucleotides. RefSeq lists its product as uncharacterized. The record is from RefSeq and is a predicted model, not a curated record. Lineage: Eukaryota; Fungi; Ascomycota; Sordariomycetes; Hypocreales; Nectriaceae. Bases 608 to 997 code for a protein of 129 amino acids. The transcript has 2 exons.
UCAUGCAAAUACAUGUCAAAACUUCCCGAGAAUCACUCCGGAGUGACAAGAAACUCUUCUGGUGGCGCCAGUGAUCAAGGGAAUAAAUAUUGUGACUUUGGACUAUAUAGAAGACUUGUAUAUGAAGCGUUUAUUGCUCUUGGUUCGAGGCUGAACAUAGCAAUCUCGCUUUGAAUUGACUUAUGCUACUGCCUGCCUCUGACAGCUUUGCAAGAUACCACUUGACAUUAACCCAUCCAAGAAAGAAUGGCCAGUCGAGUCUAGCACUUGAACUUCAUAGACUUCCACUCAUCUCCAAUGUUGAAGCAGUCAUAGAGAUUAAGGCCCUUCUGGGAACAGCCCUGGCAGUUCUUCUGCCUAUAUCUAAUCACUAAAGUAAAAGCUGCUGCUUUUCCUUCUCUCUGCCAUGCUAACAGCAUGGUCUGCACCAGCCAGGUCUUUGAUGCAAUGCCCACUCUGGAAACCUUUUCUGGAUCGCUGGGUAUGGCAUGUAGUGGUAGUCUAGAACCUAGCCGUUACCUCGGCAGCUCGGCUCUCGAAAUGAGACUUUAAGCCAGCGGGAAGGGUGUCAAUAGGGUUGGCUAGGGCUGGAGCAGCGAGAAAAGCAAUGGCUGUGGUGAUGAAGACGUUGAAGGGCAGGUUGGGCAGGGGGGUUGGUAUACAAGUCCAGAUGAAGGCAGUGUUGGAUAAAGAUGAAGUCGGAAAGAUGAAGAGUCAUUCAGAUGUUUAUAGUCGCGAUGUCCUGGGAGGAGGAGGUUUAGCAAGCGUGGCUCCCUUGCCUGCUUCAUGCAUUCAACAUGUUGUGGCAAUCAAUAUCACUACGCCGCUUGACUGCAAAUAUACGGUGUGCUCUGGCGUCCAUUCAGUGCGAGGAUAUCAAUAUCUGCGGUUUACUAACUUCCGGAUUAAUACGGCUCCCGAGAAAACGUUCCUGAGGAAGGCUGCAGGAACUGCAAUAGUGACUGCAAUCAGCAGUCUGUAUAAUGGUUUUAUUUGAACCCGCAUAAAUGGCCCCCAAGAAACAAUGCUGGGACCUCAAUGGAGCUGAUACGUACUGCAUAUAUCCCGCA